AUGCGGUCGCUCAUAGCUAACGAGCUCAAGGUGGCUUCGGCGGUGAUCGCGGCGGACGAGGCGGAGCCAGAGGAGGUGGUCGGGGAGGUGGGAGAGGUGCUCCUCGAGGCCGUGGCGCACCGCGUGGAGGAAGAGGUGGAGGGCCUGGAAGAUUUGCUCGUCACGAAGAACUUGACGCCCGGAGAGGCUGUUUAUGGAGAGAAGCGCAUAUCCGUCCAGACCACGGCUGAGAACAACGCUGGUGCCGUCAAUGGGGAGGCUGCACCUGCCACGCAGACCGAAUACCGCGUCUGGAAUCCUUUCAGGAGCAAGCUUGCAGCAGGUAUCCUGGGCGGUAUGGAGGAGAUCUACAUGCGGCCUGGAUCGAAAGUGCUUUACCUAGGAGCGGCAAGCGGGACCAGUGUAUCUCACGUCGCAGACAUCGUAGGACCUACGGGUACUGUGUACGCCGUCGAGUUCAGCCAUAGGUCCGGACGCGACCUCGUCAACAUGGCCACACACAGGACAAACGUGAUACCUAUCGUCGAAGACGCCCGACACCCCUUAAAGUACCGUAUGUUGGUCGGUAUGGUCGACUGCAUUUUCGCAGACGUCGCGCAGCCAGAUCAAGCUCGUAUCGUCGGUCUUAACGCCCAUCUCUUCUUGAAGCAAGGCGGCGGUGUCGUCAUCUCCAUCAAAGCCAACUGCAUUGACAGCACGUCGCCAGCUGAGCAGGUCUUUGCGAGAGAAGUGCAGAAGCUGAGGGAGGAGAGGAUCAAGCCGAAGGAGCAGCUUACGUUGGAACCGUUCGAGAGGGACCAUGCUAUGGUUUGUGGUGUGUACCAGCGUUCCGCUGCUUAG
Molecule: messenger RNA, 840 nt
Organism: Coniosporium apollinis CBS 100218
Lineage: Eukaryota; Fungi; Ascomycota; Dothideomycetes
Product: rRNA 2'-O-methyltransferase fibrillarin
Exons: 3
Coding region: 1-840 (279 amino acids)
Biological process (GO): box C/D sno(s)RNA 3'-end processing; rRNA methylation
Cellular component (GO): small-subunit processome; box C/D methylation guide snoRNP complex; nucleolus
Molecular function (GO): rRNA methyltransferase activity; histone H2AQ104 methyltransferase activity; RNA binding
Source: RefSeq, a predicted model, not a curated record